Molecule: messenger RNA, 702 nt
Organism: Penicillium subrubescens
Lineage: Eukaryota; Fungi; Ascomycota; Eurotiomycetes; Eurotiales; Aspergillaceae
Exons: 2
Coding region: 1-702 (233 amino acids)
Source: RefSeq, a predicted model, not a curated record
AUGCUUUCCAAGUCUUUGACCGUUCUUUUCCUGUCGUCCCUGGCUGCCUCCGCCGCAGUUGAGGUUGAGGAGAGACAGUAUGGCAGCUCUGGCAGUGGAGAUGACUACUAUAACAGCCUGAUGAGCGAGCUCAACAGCCUGGCUACCAACACCGACUAUAUGGACUAUCUCACUGCCUACACCAACAUCCCCACCGAUUACAGUGCCUACUUGCCCGCCGCCACCGGCUCUGGCUCUAACUCUGGUUCUGGUUCCAACGGAGGUUCCAACGGCGGAUCCAACAACGUUCCUACUGUGACCGCCGCUCCCAGUAUCUCCAUUCCCUCCGGCCUCGGAUUCGACAUGCCUCCUCCUUCCAUCGAGUCUGUGCUCGCCACCGCCAUCCCACCUUCCUACCUGUCCCAGCUGGCCAACCCCACGGCUGCCUCAUCCAUCGUUAGCGAGAUCCAGCACGGCCACUACCCUUCGUGGUACCAGCAGCUGCCCGGCAGCGUCAAGGCCUGGCUCACCAGCCAUUAUGCUACCGCCAACCCUGCUGUCGCGACUGGUGCGUCCUCUGGCUCAUCCGGCAGCUCUGGCUCAUCUGGCAGCUCUGGAUCUGGCGGUGCUCCCCACGGUAACGGUGCUGGUGCUUCUACCGGUGUCCUGGCGACCGGCUUCAUGGGUGCUGCUGGAAUCCUGGCCGUUGCGCUGAUGCUGUAA